CUCGUCUCCUCGUCAUCGAAUGGUAUCGGAUGGAGGGGGUCGAGGAGAAGACCCGAAGGUUCCAAUUCAACAGCUCCGAACGGGGAAAAUAUCACAAGGGCGCCCUCAUUCUUUUCACCCUCACUUACGGUCUUCCAGCCCGAGCCUCCCUUCCGAGAGCCGCUUAUUUGACAAUCCAUCUCAACCUGUCACUGAUCAGAAAGAAGAAAUUAAGAGAAAAUUUAAUAAUAGGAUAAGCGUUUACGGCAACCCGAGUCCCUACGAUAUGGAGGUGAGAGAGAAAGAAGGCAUGCUGACGAUGAUGCUGAUGAAAGAUAGAGGGCGCCAGAAGAAAAGUCGGCCUGGGUACGCAGUCCUGGCAGGUUCACAACUCAAAUACUACAAAGAUCACAAGAACUUUGAGCGGGAUGCAAGCAACCCUGAAGUAAGUCUGAACUUAUGGAGAACAGAGGUUGGCUGGACAAGAAGCAGAACGCCAGGAAAGAAACUAAUCUUUGAGUUGUCUACUGAUCAAGGUAUAUACCUAGUGCAAGGUGAAGAUGAGACAACAAGCCAGUCGUGGUAUGAAGCCAUCAAAGGAGCAGUAGCAGGUCGAACAGGGACAUUAACCAGUCCUGAUGAUAAUGAUGAUAACCUUUCACCUCUGACACCCAGUCCUGGCUUGUCCCCACCUAGUAAUGAUGUCCAUGCCAUGAAGAAGAACAACAGCAAAAUCAGAGGCAAACUCAAGAUUUUCUUCAACUCCAGACCCGAUAAGGAUGACCUGAGACGAAAGGGCAUCUUACAAGAGGAGAAUGUCUUUGGGAAGGACAUCAGGAAGCUGUGUGAGAAGGAGAGAACACCUGUACCGAACUUUGUCAACCAAUGCAUCAAGUAUAUCGACAGGAGAGGACUGGAGUGUGAUGGGAUAUACAGGGUCAGUGGGAACCUGUCUCUCAUACAGAAAUUAAGAUUCCAAGUUGAUCAAGAGAAACCAGUAGAUUUAGACUCAUCGCCAUGGAAAGAUGACAUUCAUGUUAUAACUGGCGCCCUCAAGCUGUACUUCAGGGAACUCCCCGAGCCUCUGUUCACCUUUAGUACAUUUGACAAGUUUUUAGCAUCAAUAACUCAAAUACCUAAUCCAGAUCAGAAGAUCCUAGCAUUCCGAGCUCUGUUUGGUGAGAUGCCUCGCGUAAAUCAAGAUACUAUCUUCGCACUCUUCUCACAUCUCAAAAGGGUGAUGGAUAACGUCCAGCACAACCGUAUGCCGGCCAAGAAUUUAGCGACGGUCUUCGGCCCGACCCUGAUGUGGCCCGAGAGAGAGAGUAUGAACAUGACCAUGGCUACCGUCUAUCAGAACCAAGUCAUGGAGUUUGUCUUAUUAGAGUUUGACAAUAUCUUUCGGUCAUGAGCUAUAACCCCAUAGACAUUGUUUUAGAGAACUGCACAGAAAACGGGUGGGACUGCAACUAAGAGUCUGGCCAAACUUGGGCAUUGGACUACAGCAACAUUUGCUUGGCUUCUGUCUCUCUCUCUAUACCAGAAUACGUGUGUUAAAGUCAUCUUUUUAAAAUAUAAAUCAAGUUGCUCACAGAUAUGUCAUCAAACGCGUGAUGAGAUAUGCAAGAGUUAUUUGGAAAUGUUAUCACCAUGUGUAUCAUGUUUGCAAAGUGGCAUUAACAGCUUUGCGACUUCGUGUGUUACCGAGUAAGCCCAAACCAUUUCAGAAAUGUUUGAGCAUCAUUUUGUAACAUUAUUCUUUUGCAUGGAAGUGUCUUUGAUGGAUAAUUCCAGAUCUUCCUCGAACCAGACAACUCACAUGAAGUACAGCUGAGGUAGGACAAAAAGAUGGCAUUGCCCAUUUAACUGCAAGACAGGAUUUUUAAGUGUGCACAAAAGUAAAUGUAUGAUAAUGCAUCCAUUGCAAUCGUCGAGGCUUUCGUAUGGUUAUUGAAUGUAUGUUGAGGAGACCAAUUUACAGCAGCUUUUCAUGAAAUCAUGGAUUGGCUUUUGAUGGCUUAACUUACACAAAGCAUUCCGAUCUGUCCGUUCAUGAUUGUUAUUUGCAAUGAUGGAUAUUGUUGAUGAAGUGUGAGAUCUGAUCACCACGCAUGGUCCUGUGAGCGAAUGAAACGCCUAACUGUCAAAGUAAGAAAGGCCUUGCGAACAUCCCUUAGGCGGCCUCUGGUUACCAGGUCCCACAUAGAUCAUAGCAUGGUCCCGAGAGCGAAUGGAACGGCUAACUGUCAACAAAAGAAAGACCUUGCGAACAUCCCUUAGGUGACAUCUGGCUACCAGGUCUCACAUAGAUCAUAGCAUGGUCCUGAGAGGGAAUGACACGCCUAACUGUCAACGAAAGAAAGACCUUGCGAACAUCCCUUGGACAACAUCUGCCAACCUGGAGAGUGGUUCAUGAAACAGCUUGUCAGACGUUUAAUCCAAUGGUCUUUUUGUUUUUAAGUUACCAUCAUAAUAACAGUGAGACACCUGUGUGCUCAAAUAGUCAAAAUCAAGGAAAUUUGGCAGGAUGGACAUCUUGUCAGAUCACAAAUAUUGAUUAACCACCUUCCCGGAUCAGUAAUUGUAAAGUAUGACCAUUUACUUGAACUGGGCCCUGUCUUGCGACUGAUCCAAUCAGCCUCAACUAUAUGGAAAUCCAUCGUCGUCAUAAUUUUUCCUACAGGCUAUUUGUAUAAUGUCUUUGUAAAAAAAGAGGAGCAUACUGAAUUGUCAAGAAACAAUGAAUGUGUGAAUAUACAUCAUAUCUAGAAAACAUUUUGAACAAACAUGCAUUUUAGAUGAUGAUGUUGCUGGCUUUCCAUAGUUACGGUUGAACGGAUCUGUUCCAACUCUUUGUAAGACACGGCCCAGUUCAGACAGAUGUGAACACGGCUAUAGUGUUUCAGAAAGUGAGUCCAUUGGUCAGGAAAUAAGCCAACUACACGCUUAUCAACAAUCUAUGCUUCACUGACAAUUUCUGCUAAUCAUGUGCAUUUAGAGUUUAUCAACAAUGUGGUAAUGAAUUUAACCUGAAAAUAGUUAAUUUCUCAAGGAGUAAUAAUUUCAGCUCUUUUAACAGUAAUAAUUUUAUACAUUUUUUUUCUGCAUAUUGUUUUUGUGAAUGACAGAACAGUUAUGUUUUGAUUGCUUCCACUAAUAAUCUUAUUAUGUUUAUAUGAAAAUGUCUUUCAACAGAGAUUUAUUUCAUCAUAUUUUAUGUUUAAAGCAGCGUGAAUGGGAUUUAUUCUCCCCACAAUGCAUUGCAUUUCUUUUUUUUCUGCAAUGUCUUCAAGAAAUUCCAUUCAGUGGAAAAUAUAUCUGAUGUAAAUCAUGUGACAUAUUGUUUUUUUUUUGCAUUAUAAGUUCUUUUAAGCAUAUAUUCUCAAUUCUAUUUUUGUAAUUCUUUAGUUACUCACGUUCAAAGGGUAUUAUAUUCACAGAUUUAUUUCAUUUUAUGUUUUAAGUACAUGUAUGAAUAACUUUACACAGGUUCUGAAUAUUUGUUUUCUAUUUUAUAGUAUGUAUUAUUUCCCUCUGCAUCCCUAAAUUCCCUAUAUUGUUUACUUACUUAUAGCUAUAGCUUAGACAGCCCUGGGAGGCGUUAGUAAUUAAUAUUUCCCUGCUUUUUUUUCAGUUAAUAGUAAUGAAUAUAACACGGAGAGAUUUUAUGGCCUUCAUCGGUAGCUGCAUGUGUUCUAUGUCAAGAACAAGAAAUGAGCUCACAAAUAGUUUGUAAUCGAUUUGAUUAAUCUCAAGUGAUGAUGAUACAUGGGAACUGUAGUCUUAAUUAGUUUGUAGAAUGGUCAGAAUAUAUCAAAUUGAAAAAAAAAAUUGUUCUCUGUUUUGCAAAGAAGAACAAUGGGCUUUCUCCACAAAUAAGCAGACUGAUAAUUCAAUGAAUGAAAGAACUUAUUGUUAACAAAGAUCAUGGACUGACUGCAAUUUACAUAAUAUAUAAUGCUCUUAUAAUACAUACGAGGCAGAUCUAUACAUUCUGAAUAGUGAGUAACAAUAUGACUUAUUGCAUGCUACUGAAACUUUCAAAACGAUUCCUGACUUUUGCAUUUAUCACAACAUCACAUUUUACUCGUAAGCAGAUAAUUUGAUAGGGAUUAUAUGAAAUGAAUUUAUAUAUGGACGUUAUUAAAAAGCUUUAGGAGUCACUGUAUAUUCCCAUUUAAUGAAUUGUAUUUAUUAACUUACAGUGUUCAUUUUACAAGGGGUGUACAUCAAUAAUGAUAAUGUACAGAUUUUUAAUGACACACCGCCCAAUCAUGGGCUGUUUAUCGAGAAAUUAGCCUAGUCAAAUUUAAUUGAUAUUUUUGUAUCUGUGUAUGAUUUUAUUGUAAAGACCAAAUCUAUUGUAUUCAAUAACAUUUUGUACUUAAAGACAGAUCUGCAAUAAGGAAAGAGUUUGAAUUUAAAAACCCAAUAUAUCUUUCACAAUAUGUACAAAUUAAAUACCUUUAUUUCAUUGUAUGCUGCAGGUAGCAAAAGAACUUCAAUUUUUUUUUAAAUCAUUUUUUUUCUUGAUAGGUUAAACCAUUCUUAGUUCUUAUGGAGUGCCAGUUUCCAGCUCAUUUAAACUACAAACUUGUGUAGUCUUGCGUUUUCCAAAAAUGAUUUGUUAUGAAAUGAGAAGGAAAGGACAAUGGGUGAUUUCAAGUUCAGUGUUGACCCUCUUGGUGUUGGUGUUAGGUCAAUUUUUACACGAGUAUACAAAUGAAGAUAUAAGUAUAAAAUGAAGAUGGUCCUGAAAAGUCACUCACUAGUUGAUGAGAUGUCAAUAAUGUGAUCUGGAUCAGUUUAAUAAACUUAGAAUAGGUUUUGGAGCUAGGGGAAGCAAUCCAAAUUAUGCUUCCAACAUGAACACCGGACUUGAAAUCACCCAAUGUGAGUACAUACAAUGAUUUUCAUCGAGUCAGUUAUUUGUGUCAUGAAUAUUGAAUACGUAUGAUGAAAGCAAGCAUUCCUUAGAACUGUGGAUUAAAAUUCUUUAUAACUAGUAAAAUUUGUUUUCCUCAUCAGGAUACAUGUACCACCCAUCUUAUUGUUUGAAUUAUACAAUAAUUCAAUAUUUCAAUAGAUAAACCUGUGCAUCUCUUUAAUAGUAACAAAGGCAAGAUGAAUGUAAAAUGCAGUGAAUAAGCCUGGAAAGAGGUGGAGCAAAACCUUCAAUUAAACAUCCAUAUAACUUGACACUGAAUACGUGUUAAAGUCAGCGGAUCAUAUUUUAAACUGCAGAAAACACUAUGAAAAUCAAGCUAUAUUUACAGUUUAGAAAUUUUGGACACAUGAGCCACUUUGGUGAGUGGUGCCUCAAACCUGUUUUCUUGUCUGCAAGUCCCACAAAGGCUUGCUCACUGUGAAAUCCUACUUGUUUAUCAAAAAUAUACAUUGUAUCAAAUAUGUACACACAACUCAUUAAUUUAUUUAAAUCACUUUACCAUCUUAUUUGGCCCAUCUGCAAAGUUAUCAUUUGUACGAUGUAUUUCCUUGAAUAAUAAGCAAUGCUUUUUGGAUAGUAGGGUUGAGUCCCCCCUCCAAAGCACUAUUUUGUGCAUCCCCAUUUAUGGAAAGAAUUAUGUAGUAUCUUAGCAUUACAUGAGCGAUUUUCAAGCAAAAAAACUAAAAUUCAAUGUUCAAAUUCAUAUAAGCCAUGCUGCAAAGUCAAAGGAAGUACAAAAGAGAGGCAAUGUGAUCGAUCAUUUCUUACAAUAUUGCCUGUGAAAAAAUAACCUGAUGUUUCAUUUGGAUUGAGAAAGUAAUUGAUUUACAGAAAUAAACGGUCAUUUUGCAUGAAGUAUAUUUUUUUAGUCGAUACUUAUUCAGAAGAGGUGAAAUGUCCUGUUUAGGGAUACACUUUUGUGUUAAAGAUCACAUAUUGUAUUCUAGCAGUAAUAUUUUUGCACUGAAUUUAUCACCAUAGAGACUUAAUACUUUAAUUGUAUACAGAUGUGUAGAUAUUGUGAAUUAGGUUGCUAAUAAUAUCCAGGGAAAAAUUCAGAAUUCAAUUCCUGGUUGUUUAAAUUCAAAUUACAGAAAUGAAAUGUUAAAAUUUUUUAAUUUGACCAUUCCGAGAAGCUCCUCUCUAAGAUUUUCUUUUUUUUUUAAAGGUCAAGUCCAUCCCAGAAAAAUAUUGAUUUGAAUAAAUAGAGAAAAAUCGAACUAGCAUAAUGCUGAAAAUGUCAUCAAAAUCAGAUGUAAAAUAAGAAAGUUAUGACAUUUUAAAGUUUCACUUAUUUUUCACAAAACAGUUAUAUGUACAACUCAGUGACAUGCAAAUGAAACAGUCGAUGUCCCUCACUCACUAUUUCUUUUGUUUUUUAUUGUUUGAAUGAUACAAUAUUUCAUUUUUAGCAGAUUUGACAAUAGGUCAACUCGAAUGAACCAUAGUGUAUUUAAACAAUGCUUAUUCCACAUGUUCAGGGAGGAAUUUAUCGUUGUUUCACUUGACAAUGAGGAGAAAAUUAUAAUAUUUCAUUCAAUGAAAUACCAAAUAAAUAGUGAGUGGGUGACGUCAUGAUUCUCAUUUGCAUACCGACCAAGAUGUGCAUAUAACUGUUUUGUGAAAUCAAGCGAAACUUUAAAUGUCAUAACUUUCUUAUUUUACAUCCGAUUUUGAUGAAAUUUUCAGUGUUAUGCUCGUUAGAUUUUUCUCUUUUUAUUCAAAUCAACUUUUUUUUGGGGUGGACUUGUCCUUUAAUUGUUGAAUAUAUUUACACACUUCUAUUGAAAAUGCUGUUCAUUACCCAUUUUUAAAGCAAAAUCAUAUUAAGUUUCAAUUUCUUUAUCAGUAGCUAGUACUUCAAUAUAAUUCAUCCAUAAUACUUGAUAAGUCUUUCCUUAAACUCCAUUUUCCGCAAUCUUGUUCUGUACAUUUCCAUGUGAUCCAAUUUGCAAAAAUUGGACCACUGAUUAUUCCUAAACUUUAAGAAGUCUUUCCUGAACGGCAUUUUAAGUUCCUUGUGUAUAUGCUUAGGUAUAUCUCUGUUACAUGUAUGUGAUAAGUUUUAUUACAGUAAUGGAUCGUUUGAUAUUUAUGAAAAUAUUGCCUAAUAAGAAAGAGUUGAUUGUACCAUGUACCACCAUGUAAAACGUUUGCUUUCACUGGGAUGUGGGAACAUUGCAUAUAACUAUGUACAGGUAGAUGUAUUGUUUAUAAUGACAAGCAUGUCAAGAUUUAUAAUUUUUUUUUCCAUUUGCGAAAAAUGGAUGAGACGGCGGAUGAUGGUAUUAAAAGAUACUGGGAAAUAUAAUUAAAAA
Lytechinus pictus (painted urchin) is the source of this 7245-nucleotide messenger RNA. RefSeq names its product rho GTPase-activating protein 27-like. The record is from RefSeq and is a predicted model, not a curated record. Gene Ontology annotation, cellular component: cytoplasm. The transcript has 12 exons. Gene Ontology annotation, biological process: regulation of GTPase activity; signal transduction. Bases 20 to 1390 code for a protein of 456 amino acids. Lineage: Eukaryota; Metazoa; Echinodermata; Echinoidea; Temnopleuroida; Toxopneustidae.